Hevea brasiliensis (rubber tree) is the source of this 1347-nucleotide messenger RNA. RefSeq lists its product as uncharacterized. Gene Ontology annotation, molecular function: protein binding. Lineage: Eukaryota; Viridiplantae; Streptophyta; Magnoliopsida; Malpighiales; Euphorbiaceae. The record is from RefSeq and is a predicted model, not a curated record. Bases 73 to 1347 code for a protein of 424 amino acids. The transcript has 5 exons.
UCUCUCUCUCAACCUUAAGCCCUCAACGGCAUCGGUUUCCAAUCCAUCAACUGGAGGCAGGUACACCAGCAAAUGGAAAUUUGCACAUACAUUGGUGCCGACUUACUGGAGGCGGCAGAAAAUGGCAAACUUGAUCCAUUCAAAAAUUAUGGGGCACCUCUUGAUAGCCUACUGUCCCCAAAUAAAAACACAAUAUUGCAUAUCUACCUUAGCACUCUAGGUGAAAGAUCCACCGAGUUUAUAGAGGAAAUACUUGAAAUUUUUCCGCCGCUGUUAUUGAAGGUCAAUGUCCACGGUGAUACUCCGUUGCACAUUGCAGCAAGGUAUGGGCAUGCUGAUGCGGCAAAAGUGCUAAUCAAACAGGCAAAGGGCUCACCACGUGAAAGCGGAGAAGGGCCAAGAGAGAGGGAAAUGAAAGCAGUAAGGAAGAUGUUAAGGAUGACAAAUAAAAAUAAAGAAACGGCCUUGCAUGAGGCGGCACGAAAUGAAAGAAGUCUGGGUGUUGUGGAAGCAAUAAUGAUUCAUGAAGAUCCAAAUGAAUUUAAAUAUUCUGCCAAUAAUCGUGGGGAAUCUCCUCUUUACCUAGCUGUUAAAAGUAGAAAUGUGGAGAUAGCUUUUGAACUAUUGCGUCAUCCCAAUUCACAAUUACUGGCUUAUGGAGGUCCCACUGGUAAAACGGCAUUACAUGAGGCAACAAUGUUGGACUUCGGAGAUCAGGACUUCAAAGACGAAGGGAAGAGAAAGAAGCUAUUGGAGAAAUACAGAUCCAUGGCCAAAGAUAAGGACCAAAAAGAACGGACUGAACAUUACUCUGGAUAUACUGUGUAUAUGAUGAUAGACCAGCUAUUGGAGAAAUGGAGUAACUUGGCCAAAGAAACAGAUGAAAAAGGAUGGACUCCACUUCACUAUGCUGCGUACACAAGAAAUUGGUUAGCGGUCCAAGUGCUAUUAAAUAAGGAUAAAUCUACUGCUUACAUCUCCGAUAAAUAUUGGAAGAGGACUGCUCUUCACAUUGCAGCCUGUCGAGGCUUCCAAUGCGAAAUGGAAUUGAUUAUUUCUGAAUGCCCAGAUUACUGCGAACUCACUGACAGUAGAGGCUGGAAUGUCAUUCAUUAUGCAGUGAUCAGUAAAAAUGAUGAAGUGCUAAAAGCAGUGCUCCAAUAUUCAUCAUUGAUUUAUCUUUUAUAUGGAGAAGAUGUUAAAGGAAAUACGCCUGUCCAUCUAUACAAGACUUAUCAUUCUCGUUUGCCUUCUUUCAUAAAAAAUGCACAUGAAGACAAUGAUAUGUUCAAACAUUGGAGAACAUUGCACGAUCAAAUUCAAAUGGAAGGAGACUUUAAGUACUGA